AAAGUCAUCUGUCACUCAUCUUCAAUCAUUAAUAAUGUUAUUCAACAGACUGUAAGAACUAGAAUCUCUCAUAUUUAUUAAAGAUGUUCACAAGACGGAACUGCAUUUUUAUAAGCAAUGCAGUUAAUUCAUAUUGCCACAAAUUGAUGUGGGGAAAAUGCAUAAAAUUAAAAGGAGUAUCGAAAUCUGUUUUUGAGAAACGUCAUGUGACUACAAUUGUUGCAGCAAGAGAGUCUUUGAAAGAUUUGGUGGGAGGAACUAAGAAAUUAAUUGGGGUGAGUGAUGAGUCCAGUAAAACUGAGUUGGGGCCGGUGGCAGAGUCUCAAACGGAACUUCCUGUCCGUAGAAUGUCUGACAGUUAUUCUGAGGUCAUUAUUCCAUUAUCCGAUGUUGUCGCCAGGCAGAAGUACCUCAAUCCAAGCUUAAAAGGGGUACGAUUUGGAAGAAUUCUAGAAGAUUUGGACACAUUUGCAGUUUACAUUAGUUAUAAGCAUACUGUGGUGGACAGGUCGAAGAAAGCAGCAAUAUCCAUAGUAACCGCUCUGGUGGAUAGGAUAGAGAAACAGACAGACAUUGUGCCAGAUUUAAAUGUCAAGAUGACGGGAAACGUCACAUGGGUUGGAAAAUCCUCAAUGGAAGUCACAAUGAAACUACAACAGGAGGUGAAUUCUGCAUUAAAUACCAUACUUAUUGCUAAAUUUCUGAUGGUUUCAAGAAAUCCAGCAACUAAAAAGGCAGCAGUUGUAUGUCCAUUGAAACCAGAAACUCCUGAGGAAGAAAAGACAUUUCAGCUUGGAGAAGCAAAUAAGUUGGUGAGACAAGGAGAAGCAAAGAGAAAUCUUCUUAAAACCCACCCCAGUGAGGAAGAGAGAGAAAUGAUCCACCAACUGUUUCUUCAGACUCUGGAUCCUAACUUCCAAACAUUUCGUCAUCGAGUGAAGCCAGAAAACAGUGUGUGGAUGGAGGACACAAUCUUAAAAAAUCUCCACAUUUGUUUCCCGGAGGCCAGGAAUCUUUACAACAAGAUAUUUGGUGGGUACCUGAUGAGGAUAGCUUAUGAAUUAGCCUGGGCUAAUGCUGCCCUCCAUUGUUCUUCGAGGAACUUCAGCCUGAUGAUAGUGGAUGAUAUUGCCUUUCUGAAGUCUGUAGAGAUCAGGUCUCUUCUGUUGAUGUCCUCCCAGGUUGUAUUUACACGGGAUACAAAUUUACAGAUACACGUCCACGCGGAGGUUAUAGACCCCGACGAUGGAACUCGAUCUACCAGCAACAAUUUUCAUUUCACUUUCAAGUGCCAUGAGCCAACCAUACCAACUGUCAUGCCUAAAACCUACGCAGAGUACAUGUUGUACCUGGAUGGAAAGAGACACUUCGAGAGCUGAUCUUCAGUUUGUUUACAGUAAAACACAGUUAUAAUGAACAUGCUUACAAUGAAUUGACACUUACAGCGAAGUGAUCUUAAAUCCCCGUGACUUUAUUAUAUAUUGUAAACUUGAGAGAUGUAACGAAUUACACUUAUAAGUAAAAUUGUCCGUCCCUGGCAUUUCGUUAUAAUAACAGUGUUUUACAAUGUAG
Saccostrea cuccullata (small rock oyster) is the source of this 1572-nucleotide messenger RNA. Its product is annotated as acyl-coenzyme A thioesterase 9, mitochondrial-like. The record is from RefSeq and is a predicted model, not a curated record. NCBI's taxonomy places the organism in Eukaryota, Metazoa, Mollusca, Bivalvia, Ostreida, Ostreidae. Bases 84 to 1379 code for a protein of 431 amino acids. The transcript has 14 exons. Gene Ontology annotation, cellular component: mitochondrion. Gene Ontology annotation, molecular function: fatty acyl-CoA hydrolase activity. Gene Ontology annotation, biological process: acyl-CoA metabolic process.